UAAAUUGUCAAAAAAAUCGGAAAACACUUUUGUAAUUGUUUUACACAUUGAAUUUUUUUAUACACAACUAUUAUGAUAUCAUAUUGUAAUAGUUAAUAAAUUUGAAAUAAUAUAAUAUGUUAAUUUGCGAAAUAAAAUAUAUUAAAAACAAAAACGAAAAUUAAAUAUUGCUGAAAACUAUGACUACAUACGUGAAAGCCUUAUAUGAUUUUUCUGGCGAAGCUAACAGUUCUGAGUUAUCUAUAGCAACAGGUGAAGUUUUAACUGUAACAAGAACUGACGUAGGUGAGGGUUGGUGGGAAGGAAAAAAUUCGAAAGGGGAAAUUGGAUUAUUUCCAGCAGCAUAUGUUCAAUAUAUGUCAGCAGCUGAAUAUAAUCAACAACAAAAUGGAGUGUCAACGGGAUUUUCACCACUUCCAACACCAGCAACAACUCUGGCAAAUAGCAAUUCAUUAACUGGAAGUCGAUAUGAUCAAACAACUGAUGAGUGGAAUGAUGGUCAGGAUGAGUGGGAAGAUGAUUGGGACGAUGAUAAUGAAUAUUCUGAAAUAGGACCGAGUCCAGGUCAAGCCAAUACAUCUCGUCAACAAGCUUCAAGUAAUCAAUACCAUCAGCAAAACCAACAACAAGUAAACUACGCUAAUCUUAGUUUGCCGGCGACGCCAGGUGAUGAUACUGCGUCCAUAUCAAGCAACUCACAAUCCGCUACUAUAAAAAAAUCCAGCCUAUUUUCUAAAACUUGCGACCCAUAUAUAUUGGGUGGAAUAAAUUUAAAUGUGCCCGAAAAUGAGAAAGUUAGUAUUAUACAAAUUGAUAAUUAUUAUUUCUGGCAAAAUAUUGCUUCACCAUAUACAGUGCGCGUGGCGUCGCCAAAGAAAGAGACGAAAUUCAAAGGCAUGAAAAGUUUUAUAGCAUAUCAACUGACACCUAGCUUUAAUAAUAUUGCAGUAUCCAGAAGAUACAAACACUUCGAUUGGCUUCAUAAGCGUCUGGUUGAUAAAUUUCCUCUUAUUCCAAUUCCUCCUUUACCAGAUAAACAGAUAUCUGGACGUUAUGAAGAAGAAUUUGUUGAACAUAGGCGAGUUCAAUUGCAAGAAUUUGUCGAUUGGGUAUGCAGACAUCCUGUGUUGUCAAGUUGUGAAGUGUGGAUGCAUUUUUUAACUUGUACUGACGAAAAAAAAUGGAAAAUGGGAAAACGAACAGCAGAAAAAGAUCCAUUAGUUGGAUUUGAUUACUGCACAGCAAUAUUUCCACCCGAAAAGCAAUUAUUACAAUCAUAUGUGGAUAGUCAAAUAGAUAAUUGCACAGCAUUUGUGCAUGCAAUGGAUGCGGCUGUUAAAACCUUAUUGUCAAUUGCAGCCGAACAAACAAAAAGAAAUCAAGUAGUAUUUAAAAGAGAUUUUCAACGAAUUGGAGAUGGCUUUGCUGAGUUGGCAAAAGCUUUAGAAUAUGACGAACGUAGAUAUUCUACAGGAGAAUCAUUGUCAACCAGUGUAGGAAAAACUGGAGGCUACUUCAUAUUAAUGGGGCAAAUUUUUGGAGAACAACCUAAACAUGAUUGGAUACCUUUCUCAGACAGGUUUCAUAUUUAUAGGGGCAUACUUAAUAGUUUUCCAGACAUUUUAUCAGCACACAAGGGUGCAAUGCAAAAGAAAAAAGAAUGUGAACGCCUUACAUCUGAUCAAAAGAUGGGAAACGCUCAACUAGUUGAAGUUGGUAGAAGGACUGAUAUUGUGUCUUAUGCGGUUUUAGCUGAAAUAUCACAUUUUCGUACAGAGCGGGAUGUCCAUCUCAAACAAACAAUAUGCAAUUUGAUUGACACUCAAAUAGAAUUUUACAUGAAAAUAGUUGGGAAGCUACAAGAAGCUCGAAAGCAAUUUCAAUAAACCAAAAAUCAAAAUUAAAUGUGGGACUUACAAGUGAAAAAAUUAUAAACAGUACUGAAUUAUUGUGACAAAGAAUUUUUUUUUAUAUUGAAAACAAGAAUAAUUAAUUAGAUUAUAUUUAACAAAACCUACAGUUAUUUAAAAACAAUGGACAGUUAAUUGAUGGAAGCUAUAUCUCGCGUUUAACUUAAUUAUGUAUUAAAUUGAAGACAAUUCGUAUAUAAAAUAUAAUUGCGAUUUUUAGUAUAAUAUAUUUACAACUUCACAUUCAUCGAAGACAAUUGCAACAAGCCUUAAAUUCUGUCUUUAAAUUUUAAAUAUAUUAAAUUACUUAUUUGUGGUUUUCAAAAUUUUCUUCCCCAAAUUUUUUGAAUUAUAAGAUUUCUAAGAAAAAAAUUGAUAAUUGUAAGUAAUAUACGCGCUUAUUUCAUUCCAUAAUAUAAUUUCAGGGGUAAGCCUUUGGUUUAAUUAUCGAUUAUUUUUAGAAAUUAUAAUCAAAUUUUAAAUUAAUGUUAAAUGAACAACAUAGAGAAAAUUUAGACUUUUUGCUGCACAAAAAAAAAAACCGUUUCGACAACAAAAAUAGAUUGUGUUUAUUUUAGCUAUAUGGUGUGAUAUGAAUUUCGGAAGUUCAUGCUGAAAUUUUUUAAUUUAAGUAAAAAAAGUUAAAAAGCUGUUAUUAUACUGAUGAAUUUUAUACAAAAUUUUGCAUUUUUAUAGUAUACUAUAAAUGUUUCUCACAUUCGAUUUAUUUUUAUUUGUAUGUACUUGAUUUGCCUGAAAAAAUAAAAAGAAUAAUGUUUUUAUCGUAUGCAUAUGAUAUACAUACAUGCAUAUGAUAUACAUAAUAAAAACUAAUAACUUAUCAUUGUUUACAAACUUUAU
Molecule: messenger RNA, 2771 nt
Organism: Condylostylus longicornis
Lineage: Eukaryota; Metazoa; Arthropoda; Insecta; Diptera; Dolichopodidae
Gene: SH3PX1
Product: sorting nexin-33
Exons: 4
Coding region: 180-1886 (568 amino acids)
Biological process (GO): endocytosis; endosomal transport; plasma membrane tubulation
Cellular component (GO): cytoplasmic vesicle; plasma membrane
Molecular function (GO): protein binding; phosphatidylinositol binding
Source: RefSeq, a predicted model, not a curated record